Messenger RNA from Tetrahymena thermophila SB210, 2339 nucleotides. Its product is annotated as RINT-1/TIP-1 family protein. Gene Ontology annotation, biological process: endoplasmic reticulum to Golgi vesicle-mediated transport; retrograde vesicle-mediated transport, Golgi to endoplasmic reticulum. NCBI's taxonomy places the organism in Eukaryota, Ciliophora, Oligohymenophorea, Hymenostomatida, Tetrahymenidae. Gene Ontology annotation, cellular component: Dsl1/NZR complex. The transcript is spliced from 6 exons. The record is from RefSeq and is a predicted model, not a curated record.
UUAAAAACUUAUUUAAAUUAAUUAAAAUUUAAUCGAUUUUUUGAUAUUAGCAAACAAACAAACUAGGCUUGGUUUAUAAUAAACACCAAAAAAACCAAUAGGAUUUUAAAAUAAUUUUUUCUAAAGAAUGAAUUUAGAUUUAGUUUAGUUAUUUAAUUUUAAGGCAUCAAGCGAUUUAUUGACAAAGCUAAUGGAAAGCUAUGACAAUGAAAUAAAAGAAGAUGAAAAAACUCUAAAAGAGCUAUCUGAAAUAAAAUAAAGAUAUGAAAAGAAUGCUUCACCUGAUUUGCUUAUUCCUUAUGACAAGAUUUUAAGAGAAGCGGAUGACUAUAAAUCUUUACUCAUUUUGGCAGCUAAUUGCAGUGAAAUUUAAAAAGAAAUAACCAAUUAUAAUAAAAAAUAUAAAGAAUUUUUCAAUACUUACAUUGAGAUAAAGAGAAUCAAAAAGUUAUAUGAAUUCAACGAAGACACUUAUAACUUAAUCAAUACUACUAAAAAUCUUUGGGACCAAGUUAAAGCAUUAGAUUUAUAGUUUUUAGAAACUGGCAAGAGUACAUUUUAGGCAUUUAUGUACAAUUAGCUUGAAACCCUUUUUAAAAAUUUUGAAACUCCAAACAACAAUGUUUUGAAUUCUGUUUUAAAAAUGAUUAAUCUGCCUUACAAAAGUUCAAAUAAAAAGGGAUAGGAAGAUUAAGAGGAAAUUUUAAUUGAUAAAGAAUACUAGUAAAUAGUCCCUUAUUAUAUAAGGAAACUAGUUCAAAUAGAUCAUGUUAUGAAUGGUAUCAUACCAGAGAAAAUGUUUUUUACUCGUGUAUUAAGUGAAUCAAUUAUUGUUGCAAUUAAUUUUCACUUUUUAGGAGAAAAAGAAACCAAUGAACCUUCAAAGCCAGAGUGGUUCUUUGAUUACCUCUAAGACACUUUUCAAAAUAAUGUUUAGAGAUAUGCAAGCAUUUUCAAAAAAGGAAAAAGAGAAGAAUCUGUUUUGCUUUUUAUGCAAAAUUUGUUUUAAAAAAUAUGUUUGAAUCCAAUUAUAAUUCGUUUCAAGUAGGACAAAGAAACAUUCUUGAUGGAUGAUGACCUUUUGAGUCAUUUUAUCACCAAGCUUGAAACUCUUGAAAGUUAUCUUGAAAAGUAUUGCUAGAACUUUAUAAUUUAAUAAGAAAACGCUCAAUUAGCUGAAUAAAGAUUCCUUCCUUACAUAUUAGAAAAAGUUUUAUUGACGAAUGAAGAAAAUAUUUUAAAUUUAAUAAUUAAUAAAGAAUUUAAAAUAUUUGAUGAGAAAAUUCUUUAGCCAAUCCUGAAGGUAGACAUGAGAGAGCUUCAGCCAAGAUAUGCAACAGAAAAAAAUUUUGAGAUUUUUCCUAUAGUUGAAGAUUACACUUUACUAUUUGCCAAAACAGUUAAAAAAUAUGGAUUUAUUAAAGAUGCCACUUUAAAAGACAAAGUCAAAUAAAUACUUUAAGAAUAAUUCUUUAACAAAUUUAUGGAAAAUUUGCAUACCAUUUUUGAAUAAAUCUUAGACAACAGUGAUGAUAUUACUCUCCAGUUAAAUGAAUACUUCAGAAAAGUUUAUAAUAUUUUGCGUUAGUACUAAGAGAAUAAUCCUUUAGGUGGUAAGGAAAAUGACUUGAAGGUAUUAAAAAAAUUUAAAUAAGAAUGUAUAGAGUAAGUAGUAUUUAAGUUUAGUGAUCCUAUUAUAAAAAGCAGCUUAAGAGAUGCUAAAAAGUUAAUUAAUUCAACUUACUUUAAAUAUUUUACUCACCCCAAAAUUGUAGAAGAAACAGAUGUAGAUGUAAAUGAGUUAAAAACAUAAAUAUUUGAUUCCCUAGUUAAUCCACUAAAGUAAUUAUAGAAAAAAGUUAGCAUAAAAUCUUUUAAGUACAUAAUUAAUAAAUUAUUGAAAGACUUCGAAGAUUUUGUCUUUAAUUAAAUCUUCAAAAGCUAUAAUAAAUUCUCUAUAUUUGGUAUGGAAUUUUUAAUAGACAGUAUAUUUUUCGUCAUACUUGACACAGUUUAAACUUCCAUUGAGAAUCUACCAAAUGUAGACUUUGAGAAACCCAAAGAAAAAUUGACUGAAAUAGAAAAGUGUGCCACUAUGGAUAAAAAAAAGUUAAAUCUUAUGCUUAGUGCAGAAUAAGUCGAAGUUUUAAGUCUUCAUUUCAAAUUAUUGAAGAAAGAAGAGAUCCAAAUAUUAGAAAGAAUUAAUUUGAUUAACGUCUGAGAAAAAAAAUUAUUAAUUUUAUUUAAAUAAUAUUUAAAUUAUUCACUUUUGUUUGCUUUAAAAUAUUUUUCUCAAAUCAAAAUAGUAUUUUCUAAAAGAUAUUAUUUCAUAAUUUAUU